AUGCAAUUCAAGGCAUAAAGCUAGAUUUGUUCGGGAAAAAAGAUAUUUUGCUAAAUCCUAGUGCGUUUACAAGAAUGAAAAGGCUUAGACUGCUUAUAAUCCGUCAUGCACACUUUUCAGAGAGUCCUAAAAGUUUGUCUAAUGAGCUAAUAUUGCUUGAUUGGGAUGGAUACCUAUCACCAUCUCUAUCAUCCAAUUUUCUUCCUCAGAAACUUGUUACUCUCAACAUGCGUCACAGUAAAAUCAAGCAAUUCAAAGGAAUAAAGGUUUGUGAAAAUUUAAGAAAAAUAAAUUUUUGUUUCUGUAAAUACUUGACGUGCAUCCCUGAUAUCUCAAUGAUGGCAAAUCUUGAGAGUUUGAAUGUUGAGGGCUGUUGCAAUUUAGUUAAGGUUGAUCGAUCUGUUGGAAAUUUAAACGAACUGUCUUUUUUGGAUGUUACAUAUUGCUCUAAACUUAGACGCCUUCCUAACCUGAAGUUGCCACGUCUUCAAUAACUAGAACUUGAAGAGUGCACAAGUUUUGAGAAAUUUCCAAAUAUUGUUGGAGAAAUUCCUCUUUUAAGUUUCAUUUCUAUUGAUAACAGUCCCAUUCAAGAACUGCCUUUAUCAGUUGAAUAUCUCAUUGGGCUCGAAGUUAUAUCAAUAGUGUCAUGCAAGAACCUUAGAGAUCUCCCUCGAAGCAUUUGUAAGUUGCCACGUCUCAAGAAUCUUUGGAUUUCGCGUUGCACAAACCUUGGAAGGUUUCCAAAAUCAUCGUCAUCAUCAUCAACAAAUUUGGGCUGG
Carya illinoinensis is the source of this 782-nucleotide messenger RNA. RefSeq names its product disease resistance protein RPS6-like. Lineage: Eukaryota; Viridiplantae; Streptophyta; Magnoliopsida; Fagales; Juglandaceae. The coding region runs from base 75 to 494 and encodes 139 amino acids. Gene Ontology annotation, biological process: defense response. The transcript has 2 exons. The record is from RefSeq and is a predicted model, not a curated record.